GAGUUACUUGACCUCACGCUAUAUUUGAAUUGCUUCUGAUGUGGGCGUAGGAUUUGAUGUUAGGUUUCGUUUCAAAGCGUUCGGUUGUCUUAAUCAUGUCAUCUGAACCGAACGAAUUUACUUAUGACAAACUACUUGCUUUUGCAUCAAGAUAUAACCGACGACUACAACAAGAUAAACUUAGUCGUUUACCAUUUCUGGACAGCGCUACCGGAAUAGCUCAAAGACCGUGCCUACUUUACCGUAACCAAAGAGAAAGAGAGGGAGGCUACCUGACUCAGGUUUACCGAUACCGUUCCCACAGGUGGAAGAAAAGCAAAAGAACUGGUCAGCUUCCUUCUUUUCUGUAUCACGGAGAUGCGUUGAACGGGGUUGCUAAAAUUGAUCGUCCAAAUAUCUCAGGAUUAGAUUCGUGUUCUAAGGAUGUAGACGAGGAUAGUCGUAGUACUUGGGCUGCCUGUCCAGAAUAUGAUAUGGAUUCUGAUGCAAGUGAUUUUGCAGAUGAGAACUUUGGAGUUCGUAGACGCCGAAAGAAAGGUCGGACUCCUCGCAUAAGCAGAUCCAAUCACUCUGGACCUGGUCGGCGACGUUCUAAUUAUACUUCAUUCGAUGAUGACUCGAAUGACCGUCAAACAUCUUUGCCAGUAUUUCUGUGUGAGUUUUGUGGCGUACGAUACAGAUCGAGAGCCGGACUAAAUUACCACAUUAAUUCACAGCAUUCAGAGACACCACGAAUGAGUUGUGCACGACCAGCCUUUAUGUCCCCUUAUCGAGGAACAGAUGGACAUCAUCACAACCCUCAUCCUCAUUCUCAACAACAGCAACAACAACAACAGUCUCACAGUCAAACUAAUCAUUUGCUCAAUGGACCAGUAAUUAAUUCAGGUACUACCAGUAAUCACACUUCUACUUCUCAUUCCACUUCUGUAACUAACAAGAAUAGUAAUAACAAUGAUCUUUGUUCCUCUGUAAAUGGUUCAUUCGGCCCUUCACGAGUUCGCCCUUCAGUUAUUGAACAAGGUGGUGGUAGCCUAAUUAUUGAAGCACAAGAAUGGCGGGAUAUGAAUAAUACAGACUCAUCAGAACAUACUUGUGACUUUUGCCUAGGUGAUGAAAGUUUGAAUAAGAAGACCGGGCGGUCAGAAGAUAUGUUAAGAUGUUCAGAUUGUGGACGUUUUGCUCACUUUUCUUGUUUACAGUUUACACAGAAUAUGAUUACUUCUGUACAUACUUACCGGUGGCAGUGUAUUGAAUGUAAAACAUGUUGGCUUUGUGGUACUUCAGAAAAUGAUGAACAAAUGCUUUUUUGUGAUGAUUGUGAUAGAGGUUAUCACAUGUACUGUUUAAAUCCGCCAUUAUCCGAGCCGCCAGAAGGUAGUUGGAGUUGUAAACUAUGCGUAGAUCGUUUUCAAACGUCGGCGGCUUCUUUUUCUACCUCUUUUGUUAACGUCAGUUUGACGAAAAAGUCUGACUCUUGUAUUGGUGAAUUGAAUAAUAAUAAUGGUAAUAAUAAUAAUAAUAAUAAUAAUAAUAAUAAUAAUAAUAAAGACGAUACAAGCAUUUGUGAAUCGAAAUUGAGUGUGCCUUGUUCAACCAUUGUUUCAUCGGUUGUCAGUCAAAUUGUUCCUGUUUUUCAAUCAUCUUCGUUAACAUCACCAUCAUCAUUAUCAUCCUCUUCUGGGCUUUUCCAAUCCUCUACACAUCUUCAAAAGAUAUUGGUCAAUCAUGUAUAUCCGACUGUUUCUUAAUGUAACUUUAUGUGUAUAUCCAUAAUUUUCAAGGAUUAUCAUUAUUAUUAAUGUUAUGAAUAUUCACUCAGUAAUGUUAAAUGAUUUAAAAAUAUGUUCUAGGAUCUUAAAAAUUCACCAUCUAAUUUUUUUUGUUCAGCCUUAUGUGUUAAUGAUUGAACAAAUUAACCUCUAUGUUUUUUAAUGUGUAUUUUCCCCUUAAAUGUAUUAUUUUUUUUCAAAUAUUAUCUCUAGGGUUGAUUAAUUUGAGUGCUUAUAGGUAAAAGGAGAUAGUGGAUUAAGGAUGAAAGUGAACAACUGAGAGAGAGAGAGAGAGAGCAAAAAUGUACUUACUUAUUCAUUUAUUCUAUGUAUAUUAUCUACCUGUUUAAAUCAAUGUAUUAUUUCUUUGUUAAUAUACCCUGAUAUGUCAAUUUUUUGUCAAAGCAGACGUACUAUGUAAAAUGGAAUUUCAAAACUACAAACAGACCUAGCUAUAGUAACCAUUAUUUUUGUUUAGCAAUAUAUAUGUAUAAAUUUGAUCAGUUGUGUUUCUCAAUAUGCUGUUAUGUCUUUUCAGUUUUUGAUAGUUACCAAUAUACAUAUAUAGUUACUGACUGAUAUAUAUAUAUAUAUAU
Molecule: messenger RNA, 2365 nt
Organism: Schistosoma intercalatum
Lineage: Eukaryota; Metazoa; Platyhelminthes; Trematoda; Strigeidida; Schistosomatidae
Source: the annotation of a GenBank genome assembly